Molecule: messenger RNA, 3286 nt
Organism: Lactuca sativa (garden lettuce)
Lineage: Eukaryota; Viridiplantae; Streptophyta; Magnoliopsida; Asterales; Asteraceae
Source: RefSeq, a predicted model, not a curated record
UGUAGGUCGUAUCUUUUUUUCACCGUUUUUCCACCCUAUCAGCUUGGAUUGCUGUCAAGCAACAAGAAAACGGAGACACGAAACCUAGAGGCGCCAAUGGAUUCACCCCACCUCUUUUUCCACAGUUCAUCAAUCUCUUCCAUAUACUGUAAGGUCUUCUAAAUUCAUUGAAUCUUAAGAUCUAAUGGCGAUUUUCGAUGAAAGACCGGUUUUCGAUGAGUCGUAUAGUCGAAGUGGACGACGUUAUCCUCGGAACGGCGAUUUAUCAUCGAAUCUUCAGGUCUACUUCUUUCCGGGUUUAAACCUUAGACAGUCCAGGUAAAGCCAUGAACCCUAUUUUUCGUUUCUUUCGCACUUCAUCACCGUGUCUGAUCUCCAAGGUACGAGACCCAUGUCGAUUACACUCUGAUUUUGAUCCGAUAGUUCAAUAAUAUCAGGGCAUGGUUGAAUACGAUUAGGGAUGGCAAAAAAGCCCGAACCCUAUGGGGAAACCCGAAACCCGAUCAUUUCGGGUCGGGUAACGGGUCGUUAUCGGGUUUUUUAUCGGGUUCGGGGCAGGGAGUGGGUUAUCCUCGCCCCGACCCGCCCCGCCCCGAUUAUAUAUAUAUAUAUAUAUAUAUAUAUAUAUAUAUAUAUAUAUAUAUAUAUAUAUAAUGUUCAAAAAAUUUUGGUUCAAAUAUAAAAUACUUAUUGUGGACAAUUUAUUUAGUUAUUAACAAUCUGGUGUUAAUAAUCAUUUUUAUGUGUUUUGACGUAUUAAACAAAACUUAAAUCAAAUAAUUUUUAAUAUAACGUCCAAUUUAUUUUAUUAAAGUGAUGCAUCAUGUUUUUAAUUUAAAAGAGUUGCUAGAACAUGUAUAUUUUAUAAGACAUUGGGGUACCCUAAAAGAGAAUAAAAAUUUCGUUAUCAAUUGUUGUAAACCCGAUAAGAUACCCGAAACCCGACGGGGAAACCCGAAACCCAAUGGGGCGCCCCGAUAAGAUACCCGAAAGUUAUCGGGGCGGGUUUGGGAAUCCAUGCCCCGCCCCGAACCUGCCCCAUUGCCAUUCCUAAAUACGAUCUCACAGACCUUAAUAGCGAAAUGGACGGCUAUUUUCAAUUAUUCAAUAGCGGAAAAUGGUGGAAUCGUUCCAAGUUUUUGUAUUUACACCAGAAAUGGUGGAAUCGGCCCAGGUUUGUGUAUCUACACCUUAGCUUUUACCUGAACUUUUUGGAGCUCUUUCUAUCCUCGAUUUCCUUUAUCGCUUACUCCAUACUGCCAUUCAUUUACACUUCCUCGAUUUUUUGUCUUUUGAGGUUUCCUUUCGAAGGGUUGGAUUGGUUGGAGGCAGCAUCAAGCUUUUUCGAAGACAUACAUACCCUUUCAUGUUAUAUGGCGGUAAUACCAAACACCUAUAUACGAUUAGCUAAUCCAAUCUGUCACCCAAUGUGUUGUUGCAUGAAUUUAGGAAUCUAGGGUUUAAUAAUAGAGCAUCCGUGAUGUGAUUUAGUUGCAGAAGUUAUAAGGUUUCAGUCGUACUUUGUAUUUAUUUCUUCUGUUCUAUGAUCCUGUUCUUCAAGGAAGAUGUAGAGGCUUAAAAUCGUGUAUGUUUUGCAUUGAAGAAUUAGACAUUUUUGAAAAAUAAUUUAUAUUUUUUUUUCUGGAUUUCAACUGAUUUGAGAUGAAUUGCAGUAUGAUUUUGUGAUUUUCUUUAAAAGUGUAUGUGUCAUUGCUGUUGUAAACUAUUCAAAGGCGACUCAUCUAAUUUUUUUCAUGUAUAGGUUGAAAAAAGUAGGUUUUGUCUUUUCUUGAACAGUUUCUAUGCAGUUUACCUUAUGCAGAAAGGGCUGCUUGAUUCUUCAUCCGGUACUAUACCUUGUAGUGAGUUGACACUUGGUUUCUUCAGGGGUUUUUCUGUCCGUUUCUUGGAGCAAAAAUUGGGGUAACAAGAAACAGGAGAGGACUUCAAAAGGGUGUUUCUUUUAUAUGUUUUGGGCACUCUGUUGUGCCCUACUGCAAGACUGAAUGUUAUCCCUUCUUUUCUUCAUUUUUUUGACAGAUAUGGAUUCUAUUCAUGAAUAUAAUUGGGCAAAAUUCUUGCUUGAUAAGUUAGUUAGGGAAUUCGCACGUUUUCGCCAAGGCAAACAACGUGCAGUUGGUGGGUGUCUUUUGUUUCUUCAGCUUUUUUACUAUGAGAGUCUUGCAAUUGGAGUCCCUGGAGAGCUGGGCCCGGUUGUUAUUCCAUGUUUAUCUGAGCUGGGCCUGAUUGUUAUUCCAUGUUUAUCUUCAUGGACAGAAGAAAAUAUUUCCGAGAGAGAAAAACAAGAGAAAGAGCUUGGUGGUUAUAGAUCUGGAGAGGUGAUUUUUAAGGAGAGGGGUCUUGGGGUGCAUGUUGAUACGCUCCCAGAUAGUCAUAGAGCUUAUCUUAGCCUGGCCCCACAGGAAGAACACCAACACCUGGAAGGUGGAGGUGUAAGUGUGGUUAUGAAUUACAAGGACCAAGUUACACUACCAACAAAAAUCAAAGCUUUCGGGUACAACAACAAUGUGAAUGUGAGUAUGAGUGUCAAUAAUAAUAAUAACAAUAAUACAAUGGAUUACGACCAAAACAACGGAAUCGGAAUCCGAGUCGGAAUCGCAUACUAUCAAAACCAAUGCCCUGUUCCAAACUGCACUUUCAAUGGGCAAUACGAAAACCUAUCUGACCAUUUCAGCAAGCCUUUUCAGGUCAUUUAUCAAAUGUUGAGAAUGCUUCUCAAUCUCACCUCCUCUAAUCGAUUGGGGAUUGUUUAUGUCAAGGUUGGAUUUAGCAAUGGGUGUGUGACGGACUUCGUGAGGCCGACGCUAACCAUCACCAAGGUGGUUGAAGCUAACUCUUACCCAAAUUGCCUUCUCAAGAACCUACAUAGGAUGCCAUCUGUACCGAUGCAGAAAACAACACAUAUUUUCAAGGGAAAGAUGAUAUAGGUGUGAUACCUGGUGAUUGUCUAGGCUGUGGAAAGUAUCGUGUAUGGGGAAAACCUUAAGUUCUUGGUCUUAGAACCAGAUUGAAAAUGUUAUUUUCUAUCCACAACCAAAAACACCCAAACCAGCAUGAUGUUAUACCACUUGAUCUCGACAAGAAUUAAGAAGAAGUUGAUAUUUCAUGCUAAUAUAUGAAAGUAACUUCCUACAUCAGUACAUCUUGCAUUAAUAGCAGAUGAGUUGUACUUUUCAUUUCCGUGCAACAACAGUUACAGUGACUUUGCAAACAUCCUUCCAAUAGUCAUGUCUUAAUUGGUUGUAAUAAAAUUUUCUUAUUUGUA